AUGUCGAUCUCCACCAAGCUGCGUAACUUCGUCAUGGGCGACCCGUCUGAGAGCGAUGGAGACUCAGACACCCACGUUGUCACCAACACAGAGACACCAAAAGGUGAUGACACUGGCAGAGUGUACCCAGAAGGCAGCAUCAGCGAUAAGGCUGCUCAGAUUGAUGAAGCUCAGCGUGGUGUGCAGAAUAUCCAAGCGACCACUUUGACUUGGACAAAGACAUCACUGGCAUCACUCCUGAUCCUCAUUUGGAUCCUCUUUCUCACCAAUGGCUUUCGUGGUUCGAUCUUGGCCAGCUUGGUCCCUUAUGUCACCAGCGACUUCCAGUCUCAUUCUCUGUUGACAGUCAUCGAAAUUGUCGCUGGAGCCAUGGUGUCUGCAGUCUAUAUCCCGAUGGCCAAGUUUUUGGAUGUCUGGGGCAGAGCUGAAGGCUUUGCACUCAUGGUCGCAUUCACCACACUUGGCAUGAUCUUGAUGGCAGUCUCCCAGAACCUUGCCACAUUCUGUGCGGCUCAGGUCUUUUACUCGGUCGGAACCAACGGUCUCAUCUACACAGUCUGUGUACUGGCAGCAGAUGUGACUGAUCUAAGAAAUCGUGGUUUGGCAUUUGCUUUCACCUCGUCACCAUACAUGAUCACCGCUUUCGCCGGAUCCAAGGCUGCCGAAGGCUUCUUGUUGAACGUCAACUGGCGCUGGGGCUUCGGGGCUUUCGCAAUCAUCUUCCCUUGUGUCACAGCCCCAUUGUUCGCAGUGUUGAAGCUGAACGAACACAAGGCGAAGAAGCAAGGGCUUCUGGUCAGAGAAAGUAGCGGCCCUAUCACCAUUGGAAGAGUCUGGCGAGGCGUCGUUGACUUCGAUCUGCUCGGCGUUGUCUUGUUUGCAGGUGGUCUGACAGUAUUCCUGCUGCCCUUCAACUUGGCGACAUCUGCUCCCAAUGGAUGGUCAAGCGACUACAUCAUUGCUAUGAUCGUUGUCGGCCUAGUAGUGCUGGUGUUGUUUGCUCUCCAUGAGGUUUACCUCGCCCCUGCGCCUUUCUUGAAGCAAGAAUACCUCAUGAACCGUACCGUCAUCUUCACCUGCCUCUUGGAUGCGACCUAUCAGAUGUCGUACUACUGCUGGAACUCAUACUUCACGUCGUUCCUCCAAGUUGUCAGUAACCUGCAAGUGGCCGAAGCCGGAUAUGUCAACAGCACUUUCUCGGUCGUCUCUGGAUUCCUUCUUUUCUGUGUUGGGUACCUGAUUCGCAGGACUGGACACUUCAAGUGGCUGCUGUUCAUCGCUGUCCCGAUCUACAUCUUCGCUCUUGGACUGAUGAUCCACUUCCGCCAGCCGAACCAGUACAUUGGCUAUAUCGUCAUGUGCGAGAUCUUCAUCUCGAUCGGUGGCUCCAUCAUCACCCUUGUGGUACAGCUGGCAGUGCUCGCAUCAGUCGACCAUCAGCACGUAGCAGCGGUACUGUCGUUGCUGUACAUCAGCGGUGGUGUCGGAGGAGCCAUCGGCAACACAAUCUCGGGCACCAUCUGGACAAACACUUUCGAGAAGGGACUCGUCCGCUAUCUUCCAGAGUCGGCGCAAGGAAAUCUGACGAGCAUCUACGGCAACAUCGUGACGCAGCUCGCAUACCCAAUCAACAGCCCCGAGCGCAUUGGAAUCCAGAAAGCGUAUGGCUAUGCGCAAACAAGGAUGCUGGCAGCCGGUGUUGGUCUGAUGGGCUUGUCGCUGAUCUGGAUCUGCUUCAUCAAGAACCUGAAUGUAGCCAAGAUGAAGCAGACCAAGGGUGUCGUUCUAUAG
Molecule: messenger RNA, 1791 nt
Organism: Aureobasidium pullulans EXF-150
Lineage: Eukaryota; Fungi; Ascomycota; Dothideomycetes; Dothideales; Saccotheciaceae
Product: MFS general substrate transporter
Exons: 4
Coding region: 1-1791 (596 amino acids)
Biological process (GO): transmembrane transport
Molecular function (GO): transmembrane transporter activity
Source: RefSeq, a predicted model, not a curated record